This is a messenger RNA of Phymastichus coffea, 651 nucleotides long. RefSeq names its product ejaculatory bulb-specific protein 3-like. Lineage: Eukaryota; Metazoa; Arthropoda; Insecta; Hymenoptera; Eulophidae. The coding region runs from base 103 to 477 and encodes 124 amino acids. The record is from RefSeq and is a predicted model, not a curated record. The transcript has 2 exons.
CGGGAGCGCAGCAGCGUGCCAGAGCGUCUUCGCGAGCGGACGACCCCACAAGAGGAGAGUAAAGAAAGCGAGAGCCCGAGUCAGGGAGGUAUACUACCUAGCAUGAGUCCGAAACGAUCGCUGAUCGUGGCUGCUGCGGCCAUCCUGCUGCACGUCGUCGGCGUUGCUGGAGCCGACAAGAAAUACGAUUCCAAAUACGACGACCUCGACGUCGAGGCGAUCCUCCAUAACGAUGCCGAACGCAACAUUUACUAUGCCUGUUUCAUGGAUACUGGACCCUGCCCUAAUGAGGCUGCCAUCUUUUUCAAGGGUCAUGCGCCGGAGGCUGUAGUCACGUCUUGCAAAUACUGCACCCAAAAACAAUUGGAAAUGUUUGAAAAGAUAGUUAGUUGGUUCGUUGACAACAGUCCUCAAGAAUGGAAUGCUUUAAUCGAAAAAACUAUCAAUGAUGCCAGGAAACAAGGACUCAACUUUUAAGCGAUGUGAAGAAAAAUAAUGUAAACUACGCCUUAAUUUUAAGAUCAAUACUUAGCGACGCAUGCCUCAUUUUGUAAAUUUCUGUCGGUUUACCACCAGUAUUAUUAUUUAUACACGCUUAUAUAUUAUCAAUAAUAAAUAACAAAUAAGGGAACUGAAUUAUCUCUGUUUAUA